This is a messenger RNA of Euleptes europaea (tarantolino), 1809 nucleotides long. RefSeq names its product DNA polymerase alpha 2, accessory subunit (gene POLA2). The coding region runs from base 1 to 1794 and encodes 597 amino acids. The transcript is spliced from 18 exons. NCBI's taxonomy places the organism in Eukaryota, Metazoa, Chordata, Lepidosauria, Squamata, Sphaerodactylidae. Gene Ontology annotation, molecular function: DNA binding. Gene Ontology annotation, biological process: DNA replication initiation; DNA replication. The record is from RefSeq and is a predicted model, not a curated record. Gene Ontology annotation, cellular component: alpha DNA polymerase:primase complex.
AUGGCGGACGAAGCGGUGUUGGAGGAGGUGAAGGUCUUCGGGUUGGCGCCGCAAGAAGACGAGGCGGCAGCUGUGGCCGAGAAAGUGGUGGAACUCUGCGUGUUGCAUGGGCUGAAAGAGAAUGAACUGGCUGAUGAACUGGUUGCCUAUGCAGCUGGGAAGCAAGUUUUCCUCCUGACAGUGGACUUCCUGAACACCUUUGAGCAUGAAGCACUUAAUAAGAGACCUGCAAAAUCUCACAAGAGGAAGGAGAAUCGCUAUUCUGGGAUCAAAGACAUUAACACAAUUCAGGAACUUCUUGAUGUCGAGGAGGAGGAAGAGAAUCUUCUUGAUGCCUAUGCAACACCAUCAAAAGGCUCUCAGAAACGGGCUAUAACCACACCGGAGAACCCCCGUCCCAAGAGGACCGUUUCCACUCGCAGCCCCCACCUGUUGUUCUCUCCUAGCAGCUUUUCACCCAGUGCUACCCCUUCUCAGAAGUACAGCUCUCGGGGCAACCGUGGAGAAGUUGUUACGUCCUUUGGCUCUGUGCAAGGCACUUCUUGGAGUGGAGACGGAGGCUCAACCGCCAGUGUAAAGUUGUUCGGUUCUGCUGAAGAUGCUCUCACCAAGCGGUACAAAUUCAUGUUUCAAAAGCUCCUGGAUAUCCGGGAAGUACUCUCCUGCAAGAUUGAAGAACUCGGUGAAGCACUGAAGGAACAUUACCAAAUAGAAGAGUUCUCCCCUUUGAUUGUCCCGACGCAGGAACCAGUGACUGUUCUGGGCCAAAUUGGUUGUGAUUCCAACGGGAAACUGAAUGCCAGGUCGGUCAUCUUGGAAGGAGAUCAAGAACACUCUUCGGGAGGACAAGUUGCUGUGGAUGUAUCAGAGCUUGCAGAAUACUCUCUUUUCCCGGGACAGGUUGUGGUUUUGGAAGGCACAAACAGUACCUGUGAACAACUGGUUGCAUCCAAGUUGUAUGAGGGGGUGCCGCUUCCCUUCUACAAGCCUACAAGUCCAACUGAAGGACCAGAGCAGCAGAUGGUCUUGGUGGCCUGCGGCCCUUACACCACUUCCGACAGCAUUACCUAUGACCCCUUGGCGGAUCUGAUUGAAGUAAUCAAUAAAGGCAGGCCGGACGUUUGCAUUCUGCUGGGACCUUUCCUUGAUGCGAAACACACCCAAGUUGAGAAGUGUCAGCUCACGGCCUCGUUUGAAGAUGUCUUCAAGCUGUGUAUGAAGUCAGUAAUAGAGAACACAAGGAGUGCCGGCUCACGCCUUGUCUUCGUCCCUUCCCUGAGAGACGUGCACCAUGACUGCAUCUACCCACAGCCGCCUUUCAGCUGUUGCGAGCUGUCGAAAGAGGACAAGCAGAGGGUGCUGUUUGUCUCUGACCCCUGCACUCUGGAAAUCAAUGGUGUAGUCUUUGGCCUGACUUCCACCGAUCUGCUCUUUCAUAUGGGUGCGGAAGAGAUCAGCAGUUCUUCCAGCGUCUUGGACCGUUUUUCCCGAAUUCUCAAGCACAUUCUGACUCAGCGGAGUUACUACCCACUCUACCCUCCUGCGGAAGAGAUAAACAUUGAUUAUGAGAAGUUCUAUCACUAUGCGCAGCUGCCUGUCACACCAGACGUGUUGAUCACGCCAUCGGACCUGAGAUACUUCAUUAAGGACAUCCUUGGGUGCAUCUGCAUGAACCCAGGCCGGCUAACGAAAGGCCAGGUGGGGGGCACUUACGGCCGUCUGUAUGUCCAGCAGCAGGUCCACAGAGAGGAGCGGAAGAGCCCAUGCAUCGCUGCUCAGGUUGUCAAAAUCUAGCCUGGGUACCCACCG